Molecule: messenger RNA, 1896 nt
Organism: Cavenderia fasciculata
Lineage: Eukaryota; Evosea; Eumycetozoa; Acytosteliales; Cavenderiaceae
Exons: 5
Coding region: 1-1896 (631 amino acids)
Source: RefSeq, a predicted model, not a curated record
AUGAUCAACGUCCAUACAACAUAUAUUGACACAUUCAUUGUUGGUAAAGAAAGUGACUCAUUCGUAAUAUUAUCACCAGAUCAACCAACAACAACAACAACAACACAAGAUGAUAUAGUAAAAGUAAAGAAACAAACAAAGAGAUCAUCAAAGAAAAAGACAAGUCACGAUGAUUUUGAAAAUGAUCAAGAUAUAACCAAUUUUACAGAGAAUGAAUUAAAAUGUAAAUUUAAACAAGAGUUGAUUGUAAUUUGCAAUAGAUUGGGUAUACAAUCAUCAAAUAGUCAAUUAAAAGAUACAAUUAUCCAACAAAUCAUCAAACAACAAGAAUUUAAAAGCAAGAUGGUUGACAAUAAUAAACCUUUAUUCGAUUACAACAAGGGAUCACUCGAAUAUUCAUUACCGUGGCCAAUCAUCAGUAGAAUAAUCACACAGUUUUGGCAGGAAUCAUCUAUUUGUACUUGUUACUAUAAUCAACAAACAAUAGAUACUAUAAAAGCAAACCAAUAUAAACGGUGUGGCGUAAUGUGGCCAAUAUAUCUAUCAAUGUUUGAUGAUAGUAAAGAAUCUGCGAUGCAAUGUCCAAUGCAUAGAUACCACUAUUUAAAUGAUUUGGAUCCAUCAAUCAAUAUUGCCAGACCCUUUACAUCAACAGUCAAUGACAAGAACAAAUGGAGAUUUCAACUACUCAACAUAUCAAAGCGAGUCAAUCAAUUCAUAUCAUCAAUUUAUUUUGAUAAUAUUUCAUUCAAACUCGAUCAAGAAACAUGGAGUCAUCUCAACAACAAUCAAUAUUGUCCAAUUAAAUCACCAAAAAUAGUUCAUUUGUAUGAUACAAAAGAUGACCUCUCAUUUAUUGGAGAUCAAAAUAUCGUUGCAACGAUAUUUAAUAUGGUUGAAAACCUAACACUUGAUAAUGUUAAUCUCAAAGCACCCAACAACAAGAUUAUACCAAAAAAUCUCACAUCAAUCAAUUUACAAUCGUAUCAACCUUUAGAAAAAGAAAACAGAGAAUCAUUUUUGGCAAUCCUAUCAAAAACAAUGACAAGAAGAAUAACCAAACUAUUACUUCCAAUCGAUUGGUGCCGGUCGGUAAAUCUUGACACUAAAUUCAACCUAGGUAUUGUCAAUAGCAAUAUUAUUCCACUACCACAAAUGAGAAAUUUGAAAACAUUCCAUUAUUACAACUAUUCCUUAUACCGUUCCUCAUUUGAUAAUCCAAACCUUACAACUCUUGUCGAUCAUUCUUGUGGUGAUCAUGGGAGUGGGUAUAUUAGCACAUUUAUCAACAGUCUUCCAACAACCAUUUCAACAAUCAAGCUCAAACCUGGCACCUCUCUCUUUAAACAUUUAUUUUCGGACCAAACUCUUGGUUUGUUGAAUCUCAACAAACUAUUAAUAGACUAUGAUUUUGAAAUAACUGAUCAAAUAAUCAAUCAUUUUGCAAAGUAUGGAUAUCAAUAUCAUGGGGCAAGAUUUAAAGGUUCAACAACAAAAAGACAAUUCAAAUUUAUUAAAUCAACAACCAAUGAACCACUAAUUAGAUCAACAAAAUCAACUACUACACCAACUUUUCAAAAUGAAAUUGUCCUUAAUAAUAAUAAUAAUACAACACUUGCCUAUUUUUUAAUUGAAAAGAUUGUUAGAUACUCUUGGAACAGUUAUUAUUGUACUUGUGAACAAAUUACCAACCACAAAGACUCCAUUAAACUACAAUGUCAGCAACUAUUCAAUGCAAAAUCAAUAUGCCCUGUUCACAAGAAUAGUGAUACACCAAAGAAAGAUACCGAUGAAAAUAUUCUUUAUCAAAAUAUUAAUCAACUUCGAUUUGGAUUGUCGCUUAUUCAUGUCUAUCAAAGUCAUUGGAGGCAAUAUCAAUCAAUUUAUCAUUUUUGA